AUGCGUUUGCAGAACCAAGCACGUAGCAUCAUGUCGACACCAUUGGGUGCUCUGAUAACCUCAGGUCCACAACAAAGUCAUGUGGACGUGGCAAAAGCAGUUCACUGUAGCAUCUCAGUAGUGAAAUAUUGGCUCAACCGAUGGACACAAUCCAAAGAUUUAACUGAUUCAACCCGUUCCGGUCGAUCACGUGCAACUACUGAGAAACAGGACCAACGAAUUACUUCGCUCGCUAAAGAACAGCCAUUCGUCACCGCUCAAGAUAUUACAAACCAAUUGGAGCGGCGAGGAGUGGUAGUUAGUGCGAGAACAGUAUGUCGGCGUUUGAACGAAGCAGGAGCUAGAUACAGUUGGCCAAUGUCAAAAUCAUUGCUUACAGAACACCAUCGACAAAAUCGUUUAAGAUGGACACAACAUCAUAAAGCAACUGACUGGAAUCAGAUGAUAUUUUCUGAUGAGACUGCUGUCCGCCUGAAUUCCGUGAAAGGAUUGGUUUGGAACUUUCCAGGAAAUGAAAAAGUCGUUCGUACUGUCAAGCAUCCAAUCAAGGUUAAUGUUUGGGGUUGCUUCUCAAGUAAAGGUUUCGGUCGCAUCAUUUGUUUUCCGCAAAACCUCGACGCUAAAUUUAUGUGUAGUAUCUAUAAGUACGGUCUGUUGCCAAUAGCUAAGAAACAAUUUGGUAACGAUCUGAGGUCGUGGAAGCUGCAAGAAGACAACGAUCUUAAGCACAAGUCGAAACUUGCCACCCACUGGAGAGAAGAAAAGAGAAUUGAAAAAAUAGACUGGCCAUCGAUGUCCCCUGAUAUUGCUCCAAUUGAAAAUGUGUGGCAACUCCUCAAGAUGAAGUUAAGAAAAAAAUCGUUUACAAAUUAUCAAUCUUUGGUGUCUGCAAUAAAGCACGAAUGGAAGGCUCUACCACUGGAAUUAGCGUUAAACUUGGUACAUGGUAUGGAAAAUCGAGUUCUUGAAGUUGUAGAAAGUCAUGGUGAUUUCAUAUUACACUAG
Molecule: messenger RNA, 1005 nt
Organism: Rotaria socialis
Lineage: Eukaryota; Metazoa; Rotifera; Eurotatoria; Philodinida; Philodinidae
Source: the annotation of a GenBank genome assembly